AUGUCCGCUAGCCAACAAACCACCCGUUCUCGUGAUUCCGGAGUAUUCGUUGACCUUGAUUUCGACAUUAGCGAAAAGAUUUGCACACCUUAUAGCCAUUAUUUAGGAUUUGACGUCCCGGUAAAAAAGUCGAUCCGCAAAGAACCCGAAUACGAACCAUUUUUCACCACAUAUUCACUAGAAGUAGUUUUACCUCCAAAGAUGGCUUCAAACACACACAUUCCUUUUUCUGGUUACCUUGGCUUCGAAACUUCACCAAAACCAAUAAAACGCGAACAUAAACGCCCACAACGCAAAACUUCAUUUUAUUUCGUUAAUUUGAACGACUCUGCAUCACAUUAUGAUGACAUUGAGCCCAUAAACGAACCGAUUGAAACUACUUUGAAAAGCUCUCCUAUAGAAGACAAAGUUAUUGAAUCACCUUGCAUUUUACAAGCAAAUCGUACUAUUCAAUUAUUAAGAGAGGCACGUCAUAAAAUUGCCGCUCUUCGUAAACGUAAUUAA
Dentiscutata erythropus is the source of this 504-nucleotide messenger RNA. The record is from the annotation of a GenBank genome assembly. Lineage: Eukaryota; Fungi; Glomeromycota; Glomeromycetes; Diversisporales; Gigasporaceae.